This is a messenger RNA of Salvelinus sp. IW2-2015, 1863 nucleotides long. Its product is annotated as tetraspanin-8. Gene Ontology annotation, cellular component: plasma membrane. The record is from RefSeq and is a predicted model, not a curated record. NCBI's taxonomy places the organism in Eukaryota, Metazoa, Chordata, Actinopteri, Salmoniformes, Salmonidae.
GUAGGAGACUGGAGCCUGGACUGAGUAGUCAGAACCACACCCACAGCUUUUAAAUACAUGCUUGUGAAAGAAUCCUCUCACACACACACACGGCAACACCAGGGUAGGUCUGGAACAGAGGAAUAGGGAUUAACUUAACAUUGGUCUAUCACGUUCUUUCCUGUCUGUUGGAAGGUUAGAAGAUGGCUGUGAAUAAAUGUAUCAAGUACUUGCUCUUCUUCUUCAAUCUACUGUUCUGGAUCAGUGGCUGCGUCAUUCUUGGUGUGUCCAUCUACCUCAAAGUGAGCAAGAAUGGAAACGUGAUAAUGGAUGAGGCCGUGCCGUUUGUAGACCUGCUGAUAGCUGUUGGAGUCAUCAUCAUGGUACUGGGCUUCCUGGGCUGCUGUGGAGCCAUUAAGGAAAACCGCUGCAUGCUCAUUCUGUUCUUCGUCGGGCUGCUCCUCAUCUUCAUCCUCCUGUUGAUCGCCGGAAUCCUGGGAGCUGUCGGAGAGAAGAAGUCUCAGGUGUGGGUGAAGGAGAGUCUGGAGAAGCUGCUACCACUGAAGGACCAGAAGCCUGAAAUUCAAACGGACCUGCAGAAACUGGAAGUGGAGGUAAAGUGCUGUGGACUGAUCAACGGACCCUCUGACUGGGGCUCCACUGUCCCCAGCUCUUGUGACUGCGUUGACACCGCUCAAGUGUGCCAAAGUGCAGAAGGACGCAAAGUGUACUCAACGCCUUGUGUCAAGUUUAUGACUUCCUUCAUGGAGAAGAACGCAAUCAUCGCCCUGGGGAUUGCAUUUGGUAUCGCAGUCUUGAUGCUCUUUGGAAUGGCCUUCGCCAUGACCCUGUACUGCCAGAUUGGGAAGAGGGACGCCAACACUACCUAAUACAGCAACACGUGAUACACUUGAUCUAAGGUUGUGGUCAAGUUGAAUUGGAAGUCAUCAAUUCAGGAAGUCAACAGAAACAAAAAAAAACGGAAUCUAUUUUCAAUGAUUUCUCAAACUGAAAAGCAGAAGUUAUUUAUUACAAGUUUUUACAUUAGAAUUUUCAAUGCAAUUCUCUUCCUCAAUUGACUGACUUCGAUUCACAUUGACCCCAAUCCUGUCUUGAUCAACAGCUGGCUUUGACAUAUCCCAUACAGCAUGCUACAUGUAUUUGUUACUGAACGUUGGGGUUCAAAUCCAGUCAAUUCAGGAAGUACACUGAAAUUCCAGUUCUCUUCAAUGAGCAACAUUUGGAAUGGAAUUAGGUUUUGCUUUGUGAAUUGACUGGACUGGAAAUGGACUGGACCCCCAUCCUGCUGAACAUCACUAUGGACCACAAUGCAUCAUGUGUUUGUCGAUCUUAUACCUGCACCAAAUGAUGCUCUGAUUUGGGUUUCAGAUCUUUGUUAAAUUCUGGCAGUUUCUUCACUUGUGAAGUUGAUUGAUCCGUUCCUCAUUGAACAUGAAUUUGUGUAUUAUUAUUUUUUUUAAAGGAUCUUGUUUUCAUGAUCUACUGCUCUGUUUCUCUCACUGAAGGAGGGGGCUUCGCUGUCCAUACACUGAAGGAGGGGGCUUCGCUGUCCAUACACUGAAGGAGGGGGCUUCGCUGUCCAUACACUGAAGGAGGGGGCUUCGCUGUCCAUACACUGAACUUUGUGUUCUUCAUGCUAAAAUGUUUAAAAUUAAUUCCCAUUUUAUUGCUAUCAUCUCGUAGAUAUUAAAGUCUGACGGUAAUUUUGAUCACGCUGUGUAUAUACAUUUACCUGUUAUAUAUUUGAGUUGUAUAAUGAUUGCAGUACAUGUCAGAAUGUCUUCUGUUCAAGUCCUGUGACCAAUGUCUUUAUGGCUGUUUCCCCUUUUUGAGGCACAUCAGAAAUAAAGAAGUAGUAAUUCA